AAACAAUCCUGACCGGAUUUUCCCGUUUUCUGCCGGAAAAGAGCUCUCCCUAAUGGCCGGGACCAACUGUUUCUAAUUUGACGAUAGCAUCACAGCUGCAAUAAAACACCUCGUUCUUAUCCCCCUCUUCGGGUUAACCACUGGCGCUCUACUUUCCUUGAGCUAUUUAGCCAAUUGAGGCUUGGACCUUUCCUGUUCAUCAUGUUCAACUUCGCUCGCAGCAGAGCUGCGGCUACUGCCCUGCGGUCGUCUAAGACUGCUUUCUCUCCCGCUACCAGAUUCCCCAAGAUCGCCCAACAACAGCGAAGAAAUCUGAGCAUCCACGAAUAUCUCUCAGCCGACCUUCUGCGAAAGUAUGGCAUCGGUGUUCCGAAAGGCUUCAACGCAAAGAAUGCUGCCGAGGCCGAGAAGGUGGCCAAGGAAAUUGGUGGUGAGGAUAUGGUCAUUAAGGCCCAGGUCUUGGCUGGUGGACGAGGAAAAGGUAGCUUCGACAAUGGUUUGAAGGGAGGUGUCCGUGUCAUCUACUCGCCUACCGAGGCCAAGAUGUUCGCCGAACAAAUGAUCGGCCACAAGCUCAUUACCAAGCAGACUGGUGCGGCUGGCCGCCUCUGCAACUCUGUCUACAUCUGCGAGCGCAAGUUCGCCCGCCGGGAGUUUUACCUGGCUAUUCUGAUGGACCGCGCUUCUCAAGGCCCCGUCAUUGUCUCUUCUUCCCAAGGUGGUAUGGACAUUGAGACAGUCGCCAAGGAGAACCCCGAGGCUAUCAACACUAACUAUAUCGACAUCAAGCAAGGUGUGACUGACGAGAUUGCUCGCGAUAUUGCGACCAAGCUUGGCUUCAGCGAGCAGUGCAUCGAGGAGGCUAAGGAUACCAUCCAGAAGCUGUACAAGAUCUUCACUGAGAAGGAUGCUACUCAGAUCGAGAUCAACCCCCUGUCCGAAACCUCUGACCACCAGGUUAUGUGCAUGGAUGCUAAGUUUGGUUUCGACGACAACGCCGACUACCGGCAGAAGGAGAUCUUCGAAUGGCGCGAUACUACUCAGGAAGACCCUGAGGAAGUUCGUGCUGCCGAGUCUGGCCUUAACUUCAUCAAGCUCGAUGGCGACAUUGGUUGCCUUGUCAACGGUGCUGGUCUGGCCAUGGCCACUAUGGAUAUCAUCAAGCUCAACGGUGGUCAGCCUGCUAACUUCCUAGACGUCGGUGGUGGUGCUACCCCUGCCGCCAUCAAGGAGGCAUUCGAGCUUAUCACCAGCGACCCCAAGGUUACCGCCAUCUUCGUGAAUAUCUUCGGUGGUAUUGUACGAUGCGACGCCAUCGCACACGGUCUCAUUAAUACCGCCAAGACUCUUAACCUCAAGGUUCCUAUCAUUGCCCGUCUGCAAGGAACCAACAUGGAGCAAGCUCAUCAACUGAUCAACGACUCGGGGAUGAAGAUCUUCUCCAUCGACGACCUCCAAAGCGCCGCAGAGAAGUCGGUACAGCUCUCUAAAGUUGUAAAGAUGGCACGCGAUAUUGACGUUGGUGUCGAGUUCAGUUUGGGUAUUUAAGAGACGUCCGGUAUAGACAUUGGUCUGAUAAACUGUACUAACGUUUCCAGGGAAUGAUCCCCGGAUAUUGUGAUAAUGGAGGGAGGUGUUGUUACAUAGAGCAAGGGCGGGUUUGUCACUAACUAUUGCAUGCAUUUGAUGUUUCCCCUUGCGAUCUC
Messenger RNA from Annulohypoxylon truncatum, 1706 nucleotides. RefSeq names its product beta subunit of gdp-forming succinate-CoA ligase. The record is from RefSeq and is a predicted model, not a curated record. The transcript is spliced from 4 exons. Gene Ontology annotation, biological process: succinyl-CoA metabolic process; tricarboxylic acid cycle. Gene Ontology annotation, cellular component: mitochondrion; succinate-CoA ligase complex. Gene Ontology annotation, molecular function: ATP binding; metal ion binding; succinate-CoA ligase (ADP-forming) activity. Lineage: Eukaryota; Fungi; Ascomycota; Sordariomycetes; Xylariales; Hypoxylaceae. Bases 202 to 1548 code for a protein of 448 amino acids.